This is a messenger RNA of Exophiala xenobiotica, 2564 nucleotides long. RefSeq lists its product as uncharacterized. Gene Ontology annotation, molecular function: transmembrane transporter activity. Lineage: Eukaryota; Fungi; Ascomycota; Eurotiomycetes; Chaetothyriales; Herpotrichiellaceae. The record is from RefSeq and is a predicted model, not a curated record. Gene Ontology annotation, biological process: transmembrane transport. The coding region runs from base 249 to 1985 and encodes 578 amino acids. The transcript is spliced from 3 exons.
CUGUGAUAUCCCAACUGCCCAAAAUGUCCACCGCCUCUUCCACGCGGCGGCGGAUACAACAUUCCGCCAGAAUGAGGGAACAGAGGAGCCCCGCUCUCCGUUCAAUCGUCGUUGUCAAUCUUUCGACUCCUGGCAAUCGCACUCCCUUAUUAUCCUCUCCCUGCGCCGGAUGCUGAUGCCUUUCUUUUCUCGCUCACCUUCCCUCCGCCCUUCCACGACGACCCGCCCCUUCCUUUCCUUUGGCGACGAUGCCUAAUCUCUUCGCCAAAGUCUUCCUCCGUGAGGAUGGUUCGAAAGAUCCUCAUGGUAAUUUUCCCGCCAAACAGUUGUUCAUCUUGGCACUAUGUCGCCUCUGCGAGCCAAUCGCCUUUAUGUCGACAUUUCCCUACGCCUAUCGCAUGGUCGAGUCCUUCAACAUCACUCAAGAUGAGACACGCAUAUCGGUUUAUGCUGGCAUGCUUAUUACAGCCUUUGCCUUUGCCGAAUUCUCGACGGGGACGCUCUGGGGCUCAAUCAGCGACCGCGUUGGUCGAAAGCCAGUACUGAUAAUGGGUCUAUUUGGAACGGCACUGAGUAUGAUAUCCUUUGGCUUUGCCCGGUCAUUACCAGCAGCCAUCAUGGCAAGGGCGCUCGGUGGGCUCUUGAAUGGCAACUCCGGUGUCCUCCAGACCACGGUUGCAGAGUUGGUCACCAAGAAGGAGCAUCAGCCGCGAGCAUACUCCAUCAUGCCAUUUGUUUGGAGUGUGGGCUCAAUCAUUGGGCCAGCCAUGGGCGGAGCCUUGGCCAUGCCCUGCGAAUCUCAUCCGUCUCUAUUUCCAAGGGGCAGUCUCUGGGACACUUACCCCUUCCUAUUGCCUAAUAUUGUCUGCGUUACCAUACUUUGUGUCGGCAUCGGGUUCGGGAUUCUGUUCUUGGAAGAAACGCAUGUGCAGUUGAAGGGCCGCCGUGAUCUGGGGCUGGAACUCGGAAAGUUGUUGCUCAGGAAGCGCACAUCAAGACGGAAGGAUAUCUUUGGCUGCCCUGCUCGGGAAGAAACUCAAGGCUUCACUGGCGACGACCCACCGCCAGGCUACCGCAGCACCGAGAGCUCCCCUCUACUUAAGUCUACAUCAACGCUAGCCUUGGAUUCAGACCUUGCUCUGCUGCAGGAGAAGGAGAAGCUUGGCACGGUCAAGAAGUACAACAAGCAUGUGGUUCUCAUCAUACUGGGAUAUGCAAUCCUCGCCUACCACAGCGUGUCUUUCGAUGCCUUGAUGCCUACGUUCCUCAGCGAGGAACGUAUGCAGACCCAAUCUGUGCUACCGUUCAAAUUUUCCGGCGGCUUUGGACUCUCUACCCAGGCCAUUGGUUUCAUGCUGGCCGUUCAAGGCUGCUACGCAAUGUUUGCACAAAUAUGGUUGUUCCCUUUAAUCGUCCGAAGACUGGGGAACCUCCGCGCCUAUCGACUCGUUCUGACGAUAUGGCCGCUCCUUUACUUUGCCGUUCCUUACCUUGUGCUCCUACCCGAGCACCUGCAGAAAGUAGGCAUCUAUUUCUGCCUCAUGACGAAAAUGACGUUUCACGUAAUCUCCUUCCCCUCGAACGCCAUUCUUCUGGCCAACGCUGUGCCUUCGAAAUCAGUCCUGGGAAACAUCAAUGGAUCAGCUGCAUCAGCCGCCUGCUUUGCUCGUUCCUUUGGACCUAUUGUGACUGGAUCAAUACACUCAGCUGGGCUGAAACUUGGAUAUAACGGACUCGCAUGGUGGGCAUGCGGAGUCGUCUGUGCCAUUGGAGCUCUGGAAAGUUUCUGGAUGGAAGAAUCGGAGGGGCGACUGGAUCGUGCCUCGGAGGAAGAAGAGCAAAACAGCUGCGAACCCUUGUUGCAUUCCGCAGCCGUCGAGUCAACCGAAGAUUGCCCCCAACGAGCGGACCGUAUCCCCUUGAUUGACGAACUGGAUCUUACGAAGACAUUGAAAUCAGAUGUCGAUUUCGAAGUCAAGCAAUAAUUUUGCAGCUUCCACCAUUUCGGGUUUGAUAUGCGUUAUCAUCUUUCAACCACCCCUCAAACGUUACUCAUUGGCCACUCACCUUGAGUCCAACAUCGAAACCCCUGCAUUGGCUACAUUUUCUCCGGUCGUGCUGAACUCCCCUGUUUGCAAAAAGAACUUAUAAGCAGCGCGAGCUGCGACACCUGUAUUAUUGGAUCAUCUAGAGAGCAUUGGGACGUUACCCCCAAUCAGGAAAAGGGACUGGACAAGGAUGUUUGGAAAGGCGCAUUUGGAGGCAAUCUGUUGUUUUUGUAUUACGUUCGGGCAUCCUUUUCAUUUGUUCUGCAUCAUGCUUAUCUGCUGUUACAAUGAUGGGAGGUCUUUUGGUUCGAGAUACCUCGCGGAGGCUUUGUCCCCGGCUUGUUUGUGUUGCCAUUUGCCAGGCUUUUACUGGCAGGGGCGCUGUUGUAACUCUAGCUUGUACGUUAGGUGGGAAAUUUGGACGAAUCCAAUCCAGUACGAAUGCAUAAACGACGAGACAGAGACAGAGAGGUAUUGAGCGGUCAGGACGAUCCGCAUUCAACAUUGAUCUCAUUG